Microthlaspi erraticum is the source of this 917-nucleotide messenger RNA. The record is from the annotation of a GenBank genome assembly. NCBI's taxonomy places the organism in Eukaryota, Viridiplantae, Streptophyta, Magnoliopsida, Brassicales, Brassicaceae.
AUGGGAGACCAAGACGAGGAAGCGGAAGGUGUAGAGAAGAUGAGAAUACCUCUGUUAAGGGAUCUAAAUGCGACGGAGGAGGAGGAAGAAGGCGGAGAAAUAAAGAGAAAAGUAUGGAUGGAGACGAAGAUGCUAUGGCGUAUCCUUGGACCAGCUAUAUUCACCAGACUCUCCACUUACUCGAUCCUCGUCAUCACUCAGGCCUUCGCCGGCCACCUCGGCGAGCUUGAACUCGCCGCCAUCUCCAUUGUCAACAACCUCAUCAUCGGCUUCAACUUCAGCCUCCUCCUUGGAAUGGCGAGUGCGUUGGAAACGCUGUGUGGACAAGCGUUUGGAGCAAAGGAGCAUGAGAUGAUGGGAGUGUAUUUGCAGCGAUCUUGGAUUGUUCUGUCGUUAUGUGCAAUCUUGCUCCUCCCUAUGUACAUCUUUGCUUCUCCAAUUCUUAAGUUCUUGGGCCAGCCUGACGACAUCGCAGAGCUGUCCGGUGUUAUCGCCGUUUGGGUCAUUCCUGUCCAUUUUUCAUUUGUCUUCUUUUUCCCUCUCAAUCGAUUCCUCCAAUGCCAGCUCAAGAAUAUGGUGAUUGCAAUUUCUGCUGGAGUGGCACUUGUAGUUCACAUAUUUGUGUGCUUGCUAUUUGUGUACGGUCUUAAACUCGGAGUCAUAGGAACCAUGGCUACUGUUAACGUGGCAUGGUGGCUCUGUGUCUUCCUAUUAUUUAGUUAUGCCACUUGUGGCGGUUGUCCGCUCACUUGGACCGGUUUCUCCAUCGAAGCUUUCACCGGACUAUGGGAUUUUGCUAAGCUCUCUGCCUCCUCCGGAGUCAUGCUUUGCUUGGAGAAUUGGUAUUAUAAGAUUUUAAUUGUGAUGACUGGGAAUCUCAAGGACACAAAAAUUGCCAUCGACUCUUUGUCUAUAUG